This is a messenger RNA of Leguminivora glycinivorella, 486 nucleotides long. RefSeq lists its product as uncharacterized. The record is from RefSeq and is a predicted model, not a curated record. The transcript has 3 exons. Bases 1 to 486 code for a protein of 161 amino acids. NCBI's taxonomy places the organism in Eukaryota, Metazoa, Arthropoda, Insecta, Lepidoptera, Tortricidae.
AUGUUACUAGCGGUAGCUGCAUGUGGUAUUUGGAUUGGAGCCGAAAAGUCAACGAAGCUGAGACCUCGGUACAGAGAUGAACAAACACUAGUCGGAGGGACGAUAUGGAGUCAGACUAUCAUCACCCUAGGACUUAUUAUAUCAGAAUUAACAGAUGACAAUUUGCCGAAAUUGAUACAUGGCUUUUUCGUGGUGUCUGGAAUCUUGUUAUUUUUAUUAACUGGUGUAAUGUUGAUUGUCUACGAAUUAAAGAUUCGGAGUCAAGAACUAGCAAUACGUAGAGAUAUAAACACAAAUGGCAGCAUGGACCGCGUGAUGAAUGCGAUGAGAAGAACUUCACAGCACGUUAUGCUUUCGCGGACUUUUAAUAUGUCCUAUUUUUGCAUUGGAGUGGUGUGUAUUCUUGGCAGUAAUCCACUGGAAGAGAAAGUUAGCUUGGAGCUCAUAGAUUCUGCUAUAGACACAGAGUAUGGAUACUUGUACUAA